AUGACAAUUAAGGCAAAGGCUGAAAUUAUUUUGUCACUCGAUGAAGAAAAUAAAACAAAUGCACAAGAAGGACAAGAUGUAGAUGAGACAGAUUCUUGGACAACGACCAUUGGUACUAGAUCUGACUUCAGUCUUAGUUGCCCAACAGAUGACAGUGAAAGUGAUGAACGAUGCAGUGGUCGUCAAAAUGUAAAUAGUAGAACUUGGCAAACACUUUGUAUAAAAUUUAUUUAUACGAAUAAUUGUAACUUUAGCUCAUCUACAACGAGCAGCAGUGAAAUUUCAAAUACAUCGGAAGAUUUCUCAUCACUUCGUAACUUAAGCGAAAUCUCAGAGCACACAACAAUGCCUCUCAGAUCAAAUGACAUUGCAUGGAUGAAGGCUGUGCAAACAUACAACGAAAAUGAACCCAUCUUCCGUAAAAAACCCUUCAAAGCUGCGCUAAAAAUACGGCCACGGAAAUUAUUUCCACGCUAUCGAUGGCAUCAACUUUAUCAUCAGUGGGCCAUUAGACAACCUCCGAUGCUUUACAGGGGUAUAUAUUUUAACAGCUUUUGUGAAUUAUUUCAAAAUUAUUAA
Messenger RNA from Thelazia callipaeda (thelaziosis nematode), 579 nucleotides. Lineage: Eukaryota; Metazoa; Nematoda; Chromadorea; Rhabditida; Thelaziidae. The record is from the annotation of a GenBank genome assembly.